UGCAACGAAUUGACAUCAAAUUAAUCGAGUUAAAGUUGACGUAUACUGUAUAAUAAUUAUCCAUCAAAACGGCGGGUCGAAGCAACAUGCGUCGUCCCCGAGACGGGUAUUCUUACCAGCCACUUCCUAGGGUCACAACAGAGGAUGCACUUGAAAAUGACAACGACAGAAUGGCUGAAGAACUCAGCGGGAAGAUAAGUACAUUAAAGCAUAUGUCAAUACAAAUUGGCGAUGAAGUUCGUUAUCAAGACAAGAUGCUGCGUGGGCUCGAUGAUGAUGUUGAUAGGAGUUCUGGGUUCCUUGGCAAAACAAUGGGUCGAGUUCUCAAACUUGGAAAAGGGAAUCAUAACUACUAUAUAUUUUAUUUAUUUAUAUUUUCAAUAUUUGUUUUCUUUGUGUUAUAUAUAGUUCUUAAAUUUAGGUGAUCUAAAUCUAUAUCAUUGUUUUCAUUCCCAAGAUUGAAAAAAUAUUAAUCUAUUGUAAAUAAUUGUGUAAAAUAAUAUAAAU
This is a messenger RNA of Achroia grisella, 507 nucleotides long. RefSeq names its product BET1 homolog (gene Bet1). Gene Ontology annotation, molecular function: SNAP receptor activity. Gene Ontology annotation, biological process: endoplasmic reticulum to Golgi vesicle-mediated transport; vesicle fusion with Golgi apparatus. Gene Ontology annotation, cellular component: Golgi trans cisterna; SNARE complex. Lineage: Eukaryota; Metazoa; Arthropoda; Insecta; Lepidoptera; Pyralidae. The record is from RefSeq and is a predicted model, not a curated record. The transcript has a single exon. Bases 87 to 425 code for a protein of 112 amino acids.